GGCAAAUUCAACAAGAUGGCGAACUUCCAAGGGCCGUGCAGAAGCGUGGUCCGGAAUACCGUAGCUGGUUAAGCUGCAUCGAUCCCGCCAGGGCUGUACGAUACAACCGUGCGGACUCUGCUGAGCUGCCGCCCCGGCUGCCCUUGCCGCGAUGGUUUACCAAACAACCCUUAGAGGAGUGACAGAGGUGGAGGCAAAGUGAUAAAUCUACGCCGUCUCGGUCCAUAGCGUUUCCCCGAUACCAACCAUGAGGAGGAGCCUGUCGGGAAACGGGCCAAUAAGGCGGCCUGCCGCAACUGGUGAGCAGAAUCACUCGCUUACAUUAAACAGGAGGGGGAAGCCGGCUCCAAGACUGGCACUCAAUGACCGUCUUCUGGGAGGAUCGGUCGAUCUGGAAGUCAGUCUAGAUUCGGUCAGAAGAAACGCGGCCAUGACGACCAAGACGUCCGUCAUUCAGAGGAGUGCGACUUUUGAUUCCGCGUGGAGUGAAUCGAUAGAGACCAGGAUGGACUCCGAGCCAUUAUGGGAUGACACCGAGCCCUCGGUUGACUCUGAACGGACCUCGCAGACACCGGAAGGCUUUGGUUAUUACGGCGGUAUUGUAGACGACGUGGAGCCGGUACCCUGGUACAAAUGCCCGGGCUUUCUACACACAAAGCACUCGGUGGCGGACAGGAUCAUUCUCAACGUGGGCGGAACAAUAUUUGAAGUCUCGAAAUUCGUCUUGGAUCGCUACCCGGAGACGUUACUUGGUAGCGAGGAGAGGGAUUACUUCUACGACGAGUCGGUGAACGAGUACAGGUUCGAUAGAGACCCUGAAGUCUUUCGGUACAUCCUGAACUUUUACCGGACAGGAAAGCUGCACUACCCGGAGACUGAGACCCUGGGAACGUACGAGGAAGAGCUGAUGUUUUUCAGGCUCGGACAUGAAGGUCUACCCGAUAUCAUCAGCCCUUGUUGUCGGGAAUCCUACCUCGAUAAGAAAGAAGCUCUCAAUCAGCUGAGGCAAGAAGAGGCAAAGGAAGCGCUGAAAUUGAUAAAAACUAAUCCAGAGGAUAUCCGGGCUGUGAUAUGGGCUGGGAUUGAGAACCCCACGGGAAGCUGCAUGUCCGCGGCGUUUUUCUAUGUGAUUAUGUUCUUCAUAGCGAUCUCCAUCGCGACAAACACAAUAGAGACGCUGUACUGUGGCGCUACGGACAAGGACGUGCCAAUUUAUUGCGGGGAGAGGUACCCUCACCUUUUCUACGUCAUCGAAACGUCCUGUGCGAUGCUGUUUACAUCGGAGUACUGCGUCCGUCUCUUCGCCGCUCCCGACCGAUGGCUGUUCGUGAAGAGUCCCAUGGCCAUCAUCGACCUGUUGUCCAUCCUACCGUUCUAUCUCGCGCUGAUUUUACCCAAGAACAGCAACCUCAGCGGGGUCUUCGUCACUCUAAGGGUUUUCCGGGUAUUUCGGGUCUUCAAACUCUCGCGUUCGUCAACCAACCUGAAGCUGCUAGGACUCACAUUGAAAAGUUGUCUCAGAGAUCUGAGUUUCCUGCUAUUUGCCUUGGCGAUGACCGUCAUCUUGUUUUCAACCGUGAUAUACUACGCGGAGAAGGGAGUACCCAACGGCAGGUUCACAUCCAUCCCGCAGACAUCAUGGUACGUGGUGGUUACUAUGACUACGUUAGGGUAUGGGGAAAUAGUGGCCAAUACCGUGUUUGGCAAGAUCGUGACGGCCGUAUGUUGUGUGAGCUCCGUCAUUCUCCUAACACUCCCCGUCACGGUUAUCGUGUCGAACUUCAACAACUUGUACAGGCCGGACAAACUCAAAGAUGUCGGGCCUCCUCGGAGGAAUCCUCCGCCCCUGGCCCCGAAAGAACUUGAAAUAUUCCACUCCCAGCAUCGCCAUCUCUUGACUUGUAUAGAGAAAAGCACGGGGCACAAUUUCACCACUUUGCGGUUUCCCUACAUGGAAACUGAACACUGGGAAGGGUGCUGUCAUCAACACGGGCACGGGCAUGGACAUGGGCAUGGACAUGGGCACGGGCAUGGGCAUCUGACGCACAGACAUUCUCAUUCGCAUUUGUAACAUGGAUGAAGCCCCACGUACGUGUGUCAUGUUAUCUAAAUGCACAAUUAAUGAUACUGAUUGGAAGCAAGCGAUAUGCAGUAGAAGCCAGUUAAUUGCACAACGGAUAACUGCACACUCCUGUUAAUUGCACAGAUAAUCCCAAAUCCCGUAGUGAUGCGGUCCAGCUGAAUAACUUCGCUUUGUUGCACCAUCCGGAUAAUUGUAAAGAUGUGCUUGAAAAUGGGAGCGCAAUUAAAGGGCUUCUACUGUAACAGCUAAGACGGAAAAACAUGUUUGAUAUUUGCCAUCCAUGUGGUAAUCAUUUGUCACGACGGCAUUUGAGAGAAAAUUACACAUGCUGUUAGCGACCCUGCUGCCAACCCGGAUAGCGAAUAAACAUGCUCAAUCCGUGCCUGUCAUGGUGGGAAUCCCGUGGAUUGGGUAAACUGUCGCCAUCAGUCAUAUUGACAGGACUGUAAUGACUAUACACGAGAAGAAACCCCGUUUUGGGGGCUGUACGUGACUUCCUGCACCGAACUAUAGACAGUAAACUCACUUCUCACCGUCCAAAGUACAAUGUGUAGCAGCAUCAAGUUGGUUGAUCAUCUGUUUGCAUCUCACGUCGCAAACACCCAAGAGUCAAACAAGUGUAAGUAUAGUAUAGCGAGAUGUCACUUUCAAUACACGAGCAAUAUAUCCGCAUUUUUCACAAACCUGUGUAUUUGUGUGUGUGUACUGAGAACCAUGGUUGCUUGAUACAAAAAAAUACAACUUUGUAGCUUGUCAGAACAAUCGCUGCACACGCCAUCAAAUCAUGUCUAGUUUAAUGGAAGUGUGGUGCGGAAAUAUACGAGCACUCCGUGUGUAAUGGAAGGCGGCUCUGUGAUUUAUCUGGUCCCAGCAACUCGUUACGUCCUCACGCCUGUUGAAAUUACUAGUGUACGCGCACAGAAACGACGCCGUCGUUAGUAGUUUCCUUUUUACCUGCUCUGUGAUCCGAUGCUCUUAAAUUGGCAUUCCACUCGAAGAAGCAGCAAAUACGUAAACGUCAGGUUCCAUACUACCAACCAACACAGAGCCGCUGCAGGGUUAAAUGAAGCGGCACGGAGGGUGCUUAGGUCCGAGGAAGCUGAAUGUUGCGUUUCCGAUUACUGUACCGUAAAAAAUAGGGCCGACAGGCGGAGAUUCACUUUUUGUUUAGACCGCCUAGCAGAUCCAAAAAAAUCCAGUAAACAAUGUAAAUCAAAAUGCUUUAAGACACUGAUACUUUCAGCACUAUAACGUAAUUAUACAGAUAGACAUUGUGCAAUAACAAGUGUUGAUAAACUGAACACAGAAGUACAUUUUAUUACAUUCAAUUGCUCUUUUUUUUAACAGGGUGUGAAAUGAAGAUUUGCAAAAACUACUCUUAAUUCUGUUCUGGUUCAUCACUCAGAUGGUAGAUCGAAAAUCUUUAAUAUGUCCCUUGGCAGCGGUCGGCCAAAAAGGGCUGGGGUCUGCAGGUUUCUGCAAGGGGCGGUGGGGUAAGCGGAAAUGCACCAUUCUUUUCUUUCAGGAUUUGAGAGGGAAUCAAUGAGACAACUCCAAUGUCGUCAGAUUUACUGGUGAGUCUACUGCCAAGUGGCCUUAGCUUUGUGAAUCUAGAACAUUUCUAGAGUAGAUGGAAUAUUAAGACAAAUCUGUAUUAUCUAUGUGUUUGAUACGUAUUGAUCGUAUCGAUUUUAAAAAUGAUGACAGAGUGACAAACAAGUAACACCUACCUAAUCAAAGCUGCUCGUUCAGAUGAUUAGUUUUUGUCCUGAACAAGAUGCUAAAAUCACAGACCGUUCUGGUGUUACCAAGACGUUUUUAUUUUAAUUAGACCGUGAUGCAAUUGCACAAAGUCGAAACUUUCCCGUUCUCAGUGUCCCUUUUAUUUCUCAAUAAAGUAUAAAAAUGCUACCUGAUAUAUUGCCGGGAUAUGCACAGUACGGUAUAGACUUAUGUCAUUGCAAUGAGAAAUAUGAUUGUUUUCUAAGAUGAGUAUAGCAUAGAUAUUACAUUGUCUGAUGUUAUCGAAACAUGUAAAGAGACAAUCUUGCGAUAUAUUGUUCGGAAACAAAUUGUUGAAGGAACGAUCUGUCAGGCUUUGGUACUUUUCUGCUGUCAAAUAUAUCCUCUAGCUGUCAAAACAACCUCCGAGAGAUAUAUUCCCUACCAGUGUGAUUACUACUAUAUACAAAUAAAUGAGAUUGCUAUAUGUACAAGUAUUGUAUACUGCCUCUUGGGCUUGAAGAGGAAUUGUUGAUAAAUCUGAAUACACUUCAUUUA
Branchiostoma floridae (Florida lancelet) is the source of this 4363-nucleotide messenger RNA. Its product is annotated as potassium voltage-gated channel protein Shal-like. Gene Ontology annotation, cellular component: voltage-gated potassium channel complex; membrane. NCBI's taxonomy places the organism in Eukaryota, Metazoa, Chordata, Leptocardii, Amphioxiformes, Branchiostomatidae. Gene Ontology annotation, biological process: potassium ion transmembrane transport; protein homooligomerization. The record is from RefSeq and is a predicted model, not a curated record. The transcript has 2 exons. Gene Ontology annotation, molecular function: protein binding; A-type (transient outward) potassium channel activity. The coding region runs from base 248 to 2071 and encodes 607 amino acids.